Symbiodinium natans is the source of this 1929-nucleotide messenger RNA. NCBI's taxonomy places the organism in Eukaryota, Dinophyceae, Suessiales, Symbiodiniaceae. The record is from the annotation of a GenBank genome assembly.
AUGGCACCUGCUGUGCGGCGUGGCGCUGCAAGGCUGCUGUGGCAAUCGGUGAGAAGAAUAGCAGUGCCCGGCAGGCAGGAACCCACAAGGCGGGCCUUGCCCGUGGCGGCUGGCUCUGACGAGCGCUCCGACUGGCUUUGGGCCGCGCGGGCAUUAGGUGGAGCUGCAGCGGCAUUGGUCGCUGGUGGAGCUGUUAGCCGCUCGUACUGCGAUGGUGGCCACGGCACGGCGCAUCGUCUGUACCCCAAGGACCUCGAGCAAUUUCUGAAGCCCUCGGAGUUCAACCCAAUUCCGGUGACCAUGCCACCGCCGUUCCCAGGACUUGCCAGGCAGCAAUGGUCACAACGGCACGUGGCUCCAAUUCUAGGUCUUCCGAUGCGGGGCAAGACCCACAUCGCGAGAGAGCUGAAGCGGUACAUUGAGUUCUUCCACGGUGCUCGUGCAGAGAUCUUCUCCGUCACAGAGUACGUGGGCCCGGAUGGUGAGGACAGGCUGUACGAAGCCUUAAAUAGCUUCUUCGAUGUCACCAACUCGCCCAUGGCAGACCCAUACGAUUUCGAUCAGUGUGGAGUUGAAGGCUCAGGCGGCUUUGCCAUCAUUCUCUCCAGUGACACUGUCGAGUCUACGAAGUCCAUGUGGAGUGCCCACACGAAGUGGCAUCGGAAGUGGAUGGCGCGGAAGCUCGAGGAUGAGAUGCAGGCGGAGGUCUGCUUCAUCCAAAUCUCGGUAGACAGUCCGAAAGGCGAGAAGUACUUGUCGGACCUUGCGGCCUACCGGGGCAUGACUCUAGAGGAGACCAGGAACGUGAUCGACGAGUACCAGGACCACUACGUGCCCAUCCAGAUGGACCAGUCUGAAGACCAGACUCCCUACAUCCACCUCAUGAACUACAACCAGAAGAUGGUCGUGAACAAAAUGAUGCGGUCCUUUGUUGGAUCGCAGGUUUGCCACUUCCUGUCGAACUUGCAUCCAUUUGAGCACACGGUCUAUCUUGCCAGACACGGGGAGAGUGAGUUCAACGUCGAAAUGCGCAUUGGCGGCGACUCCGGGCUCUCUCGCAGGGGUGAAGAGUUUGCACGACGAACGGCCGAGUUUGUGAAGUAUGUGGUCUGUGGCCACGCAGAUGACUUGGUGUGCGUCACCCUGACUUCCAAAGCAGUCCGCAACCUCCACGAGUGGGUUACAGAGUAUGGGAGGAACGUCGUCGCGACCAGGGACUGGAAAGACUUUGGAGAUGGAAGUGGUGGCCGUGUGCAAAGGUUCAUGCAGCUUAAGCGGAUGCAGAUUGGCUGGGGCGCGGACUUCCAGGAUGCUCCAGACACCGUCAAGGACCUCUUGAAGAAGGUGGAGGGAGCCAAGGUCUUGACACUGGUCUUCGUUGCUGGAGACACCCGCGGCGCCAACACCGUGCCCGGAAGGCUUUGGACUUCUUCCCUCCGCCGCACCAUCGAGACGGCUCAGUUCAUCGAGCACCCGAUCAUGGAAGGCGCCGAUGGCAAGCCUUACUACCAGAUGCGCGGGCGACAGUUCAGGAACAUGGACGAGGUCUAUGCCGGGGAAUAUGAUGGGCUCACCGAGGAGGAGAUCACAAAACGAGCGCCCAACGUCAUUUCUGAUCGAAAGCGGGACAAGCUUGGCUUCAGGUAUCCUCGUGGGGAAUCGUACUACGACAUCAUUGCGCGGCUCGAGUCCGUGAUGUCGCACCUGGAGCGGAUCCAGCAGCCCAUCCUCAUCAUCUCCCAUCAGGCAGUUCUCCGGCUGAUGUACGGUUGGCUUAUGCACAAGACUCGGGAGGACUCCGUGGAAACACAGGUUCCGCAGCACGAAGUGGUAAGGAUUUGCUUCGAUGGUCUCGGGGGCCCGCCCGUGGAAAGGCGAUUUCCUCUCGGGCCGACGCACUUGACCGACGACGGGCAGUCGGAUCUCUAA